Messenger RNA from Fraxinus pennsylvanica, 519 nucleotides. The record is from the annotation of a GenBank genome assembly. Lineage: Eukaryota; Viridiplantae; Streptophyta; Magnoliopsida; Lamiales; Oleaceae.
AUGUUGAUUUAUGAAUACUUGCCCAAUAAAAGUCUUGACUUGUUUCUAUUCGAUCCAAUGCGAAGUGCAGUACUUGAUUGGCCUAAGCGCUUUCACAUUAUAAAUGGUAUUGCUCGGGGACUUGUCUUUGGCGCUUUGGUGCUUGAGAUUGUAAGUGGCAAAAGCAAUAGAGGAUUUUCCCAUAGAGAUCACCACCACAACCUUCUUGGACAUGCAUGGAUGCUGCAUAAAGAAGGAAGGUCACUGGAAUUCGUCGAUGAUUACCUUGGCAUUUCACAUUAUUUAUCAGAAGUGCAGAGAUCGAUCCAUGUGGGACUGUUGUGUGUUCAACAAUGUCCAGAUGACAGGCCAAGCAUGUCUUCAGUAGUGUUUAUGCUUGGCAAUGAAGUUGAGUUGCCUCAAGCUAAGCAACCUGGUUUUUUCACAGAAAGGGAUUUGUUUAUGGCUGAAAGUUCAAGUAGCACAAAUGCACCAAGCUCAAUAAACCAAAUGACCAUAACACUAAUGGAAGCACGAUAA